AAAGAAGUAGACAUAGGAGACUCCAUUUUGUUCUGUACUAAGAAAAAUUCCUCUGCCUUGAGAUUCUGUUAAUCUAUAACCUUACCCCCAACCCCCUGCUCUCUGAAACAUGUGCUGUGUCAACUCAGAGUUAAAUGGAUUAAGGGCGGUGCAAGAUGUGCUUUGUUAAACAGAUGCUUGAAGGCAGCAUGCUCCUUAAGAGUCAUCACCACUCCCUAAUCUCAAGUACCCAGGGACACAAAAACUGCGGAAGGCCGCAGGGACCUCUGCCUAGGAAAGCCAGGUAUUGUCCAAGGUUUCUCCCCAUGUGAUAGUCUGAAAUAUGGCCUCGUGGGAAGGGAAAGACCUGACCGUCCCCCAGCCCGACACCCGUAAAGGGUCUGUGCUGAGGAGGAUUAGUAUAAGAGGAAGGCAUGCCUCUUGCAGUUGAGACAAGAGGAAGGCAUCUGUCUCCUGCCUGUCCCUGGGCAAUGGAAUGUCUCGGUAUAAAACCCGAUUGUAUGCUCCAUCUACUGAGAUAGGGAAAAACCGCCUUAGGGCUGGAGGUGGGACCUGCGGGCAGCAAUACUGCUUUGUAAAGCAUUGAGAUGUUUAUGUGUAUGCAUAUCUAAAAGCACAGCACUUAAUCCUUUACAUUGUCUAUGAUGCAAAGACCUUUGUUCACGUGUUUGUCUGCUGACCCUCUCCCCACUAUUGUCUUGUGACCCUGACACAACCCCCUUUUCUUUAAGCACCCACGAAUGAUCAAUAAAUACUAAGGGAACUCAGAGGCUGGCGGGAUCCUCCAUAUGCUGAACGCUGGUCCCCCGGGUCCCCUUAUUUCUUUCUCUAUACUUUGUCUCUGUGUCUUUUUCUUUCCUAAGUCUCUCGUUCCACCUUACGAGAAAGACCCACAGGUGUGUAGGGGCAACCCACCCCUACAUCUGGUGCCCAACGUGGAGGCUUUUCUCUAGGGUGAAGGUACGCUCGAGCGUGGUCAUUGAGGACAAGUCGACGAGAGAUCCCGAGUACAUCUACAGUCAGCCGUACGACAUUUGAAGUUCUACAAUGAACCCAUCAGAGAUGCAAAGAAAAGCGCCUCCACGGAGAUGGUAACACCAGUCACAUGGAUGGAUAAUCCUAUAGAAGUAUAUGUUAAUGAUAGUGUAUGGGUACCUGGCCCCACAGAUGAUCGCUGCCCUGCCAAACCUGAGGAAGAAGGGAUGAUGAUAAAUAUUUCCAUUGGAUAUCGUUAUCCUCCUAUUUGCCUAGGGAGAGCACCAGGAUGUUUAAUGCCUGCAGUCCAAAAUUGGUUGGUAGAAGUACCUACUGUCAGUCCCAUCAGUAGAUUCACUUAUCACAUGGUAAGCGGGAUGUCACUCAGGCCACGGGUAAAUUAUUUACAAGACUUUUCUUAUCAAAGAUCAUUAAAAUUUAGACCUAAAGGGAAACCUUGCCCCAAGGAAAUUCCCAAAGAAUCAAAAAAUACAGAAGUUUUAGUUUGGGAAGAAUGUGUGGCCAAUAGUGCGGUGAUAUUACAAAACAAUGAAUUCGGAACUAUUAUAGAUUGGGCACCUCGAGGUCAAUUCUACCACAAUUGCUCAGGACAAACUCAGUCAUGCCCAAGUACACAAGUGAGUCCAGCUGUUGAUAGUGACUUAACAGAAAGUUUAGACAAACAUAAGUAUAAAAAAUUACAGUCCUUCUACCCUUGGGAAUGGGGAGAAAAAGGAAUCUCUACCCCAAGACCAAAAAUAAUAAGUCCUGUUUCUGGUCCUGAACAUCCAGAAUUAUGGAGGCUUACUGUGGCCUCACACCACAUUAGAAUUUGGUCUGAAAAUCAAACUUUAGAAACAAGAGAUUGUAAGCCAUUUUAUACUAUCGACCUAAAUUCCAGUCUAACAGUUCCUUUACAAAGUUGCGUAAAGCCCCCUUAUAUGCUAGUUGUAGGAAAUAUAGUUAUUAAACCAGACUCCCAGACUAUAACCUGUGAAAAUUGUAGAUUGUUUACUUGCAUUGAUUCAACUUUUAAUUGGCAACACCGUAUUCUGCUGGUGAGAGCAAGAGAGGGCGUGUGGAUCCCUGUGUCCAUGGACCGACCUUGGGAGGCCUCGCCAUCCGUCCAUAUUUUGACUGAAGUAUUAAAAGGUGUUUUAAAUAGAUCCAAAAGAUUCAUUUUUACUUUAAUUGCAGUGAUUAUGGGAUUAAUUGCAGUCACAGCUACGGCUGCUGUAGCAGGAGUUGUAUUGCACUCUUCUGUUCAGUCGGUAAACUUUGUUAAUGAUUGGCAAAAAAAUUCUACAAGAUUGUGGAAUUCGCAAUCUAGUAUUGAUAAAAAAUUGGCAAAUCAAAUUAAUGAUCUUAGACAAACUGUCAUUUGGAUGGGAGACAGACUCAUGAGCUUAGAACAUCGUUUCCAGUUACAGUGUGACUGGAAUACGUCAGACUUUUGCAUUACACCCCAAAUUUAUAAUGAGUCUGAGCAUCACUGGGACAUGGUUAGACGCCAUCUACAGGGAAGAGAAGAUAAUCUCACUUUAGACAUUUCCAAAUUAAAAGAACAAAUUUUCGAAGCAUCAAAAGCCCAUUUAAAUCUGGUGCCAGGAACUGAGGCAAUUGCAGGAGUUGCUGAUGGCCUCGCAAAUCUUAACCCUGUCACUUGGGUUAAGACCAUCGGAAGUACUACGAUUAUAAAUCUCAUAUUAAUCCUUGUGUGCCUGUUUUGUCUGUUGUUAGUCUGCAGGUGUACCCAACAGCUCCAAAGAGACAGCGACCAUCGAGAACGGGCCAUGAUGACGAUGGCGGUUUUGUCGAAAAGAAAAGGGGGAAAUGUGGGGAAAAGCAAGAGAGAUCAGAUUGUUGCUGUGUCUGUAUAGAAAGAAGUAGACAUAGGAGACUCCAUUUUGUUCUGUACUAAGAAAAAUUCCUCUGCCUUGAGAUUCUGUUAAUCUAUAACCUUACCCCCAACCCCCUGCUCUCUGAAACAUGUGCUGUGUCAACUCAGAGUUAAAUGGAUUAAGGGCGGUGCAAGAUGUGCUUUGUUAAACAGAUGCUUGAAGGCAGCAUGCUCCUUAAGAGUCAUCACCACUCCCUAAUCUCAAGUACCCAGGGACACAAAAACUGCGGAAGGCCGCAGGGACCUCUGCCUAGGAAAGCCAGGUAUUGUCCAAGGUUUCUCCCCAUGUGAUAGUCUGAAAUAUGGCCUCGUGGGAAGGGAAAGACCUGACCGUCCCCCAGCCCGACACCCGUAAAGGGUCUGUGCUGAGGAGGAUUAGUAUAAGAGGAAGGCAUGCCUCUUGCAGUUGAGACAAGAGGAAGGCAUCUGUCUCCUGCCUGUCCCUGGGCAAUGGAAUGUCUCGGUAUAAAACCCGAUUGUAUGCUCCAUCUACUGAGAUAGGGAAAAACCGCCUUAGGGCUGGAGGUGGGACCUGCGGGCAGCAAUACUGCUUUGUAAAGCAUUGAGAUGUUUAUGUGUAUGCAUAUCUAAAAGCACAGCACUUAAUCCUUUACAUUGUCUAUGAUGCAAAGACCUUUGUUCACGUGUUUGUCUGCUGACCCUCUCCCCACUAUUGUCUUGUGACCCUGACACAACCCCCUUUUCUUUAAGCACCCACGAAUGAUCAAUAAAUACUAAGGGAACUCAGAGGCUGGCGGGAUCCUCCAUAUGCUGAACGCUGGUCCCCCGGGUCCCCUUAUUUCUUUCUCUAUA
This is a messenger RNA of Gorilla gorilla gorilla (western lowland gorilla), 3688 nucleotides long. Its product is annotated as endogenous retrovirus group K member 7 Env polyprotein. Bases 1089 to 2855 code for a protein of 588 amino acids. The record is from RefSeq and is a predicted model, not a curated record. The transcript has 2 exons. Lineage: Eukaryota; Metazoa; Chordata; Mammalia; Primates; Hominidae. Gene Ontology annotation, molecular function: structural molecule activity.